Gamsiella multidivaricata is the source of this 162-nucleotide messenger RNA. Its product is annotated as HSF-type DNA-binding-domain-containing protein. The coding region runs from base 1 to 162 and encodes 53 amino acids. Gene Ontology annotation, biological process: regulation of DNA-templated transcription. NCBI's taxonomy places the organism in Eukaryota, Fungi, Mortierellomycota, Mortierellomycetes, Mortierellales, Mortierellaceae. The transcript has a single exon. The record is from RefSeq and is a predicted model, not a curated record. Gene Ontology annotation, molecular function: sequence-specific DNA binding; DNA-binding transcription factor activity.
AUGGUGGAAGAUCCAUCUAUCCAGCACCUCAUCUCAUGGGCCAAAGAAGGCGAUAUGUUCUACGUGUACAACUGUAUUGAAUUAUCCAGCUCGGUCCUGCCAAAGUUUUUCAAACAUAAUAACUGGCAGAGUUUUGUCCGCCAACUCAACAGUAAGUCAUGA